Messenger RNA from Hermetia illucens (black soldier fly), 1322 nucleotides. RefSeq lists its product as uncharacterized. The transcript is spliced from 7 exons. The coding region runs from base 8 to 1300 and encodes 430 amino acids. The record is from RefSeq and is a predicted model, not a curated record. Lineage: Eukaryota; Metazoa; Arthropoda; Insecta; Diptera; Stratiomyidae.
AUAUAAAAUGAAUUUAGAAUGUGUAUUUGGGUUAUUCGCCACUUUCCGUCUGACGGGACGUAGAUGGGAUCGUUCGGAAUUUUCGUGUGAUACGCGCUCCUUCCAGAUAAUGUCGGUAAUUCAAGUAAUUUGGUGUCUAGUAACUUCGCUGCUCGUUUUAAAUUCUGUUGCGGGCGACGCUCCUCAGAAAAACUCAUGGAAGGAUCUACUAUUCGGGAGAGGAUGGGGCUUUGGACGUGAAGCCAGAUUUCUGCCGCUCUUCACGGUGUUACAAAUUGGACCAGGAUCAUGCCUCGCUCCAACCGGCGAGAUGGGUAACUGUCUACCUAACAAUGACUGUGUUUUGCGAGGUGGUAUUCCUGCUGGACCAUGUGCCGGGGGAUACGGGCAUUGUUGCUUAUUUAUGCAAUCCUGUGGCGGGAUUAUUAGAGAAAAUGGAACCUAUUUCGUAAAUCCAAAUCACCCAGAACCAUAUGACGAUACAGGUAAUUGUCAAGUGACUGUCAUGAAACUUCAUCCAGAUAUUUGUCAGAUACGAUUAGAUCUCGAAGUACUAACAAUCUCUGGUCCGGAGCCACUCAAUCAUAUUUGCAAUGCGGACCAACUUUUAGUAUCUGGUGGUAGUCCUGUUCCAACAAUUUGUGGUACUUCGACAGGGGACCAUAUGUACAUUGAUGCCGGCUUGGGACAAAGCAACCCAAUAGUCAUUUCUGUGAUUACGAGUGGAGUAUCCUUUCCACGCAAUUGGCGAAUACGAGUUUCACAAAUUCUCUGCGGAAGUAUCUCUCGAGCAGACCCUGGCUGUCUUCAAUAUUAUACAGGAAUCAGUGGGAAAGUUAAGAGUUUCAACUAUAACACAGCGACUGGCAGACAAUUAUCUAAUCAGGACUACAGUAUAUGCAUACGAACUGAGAGGAAUUUCUGCAGCAUUCAAUACACCGCAUGUACUGAUACAGAUAAUGAUCGUUCAAGAUCAUUCACCCUAUCUGGAAAUUCUAACACGGCUGUAAUGGCCAUGGUUGGAAGUGGUGCCUCUGGGCAGCCGAACUCCUGUCCAAACGAUUGGCUUCUUAUAGGAUGCAUGAGGGUGGCGGACAGAGUACCAGUCUCAACUGCAUGUGAAGAUCGUGUCUGCGGUGGAACUUUUAAUGCAGAAGUCAGUAGUGUAUCCCGGACCGUAACAACGACCGUGAGGCCGUUUAGAUUGUAUUUCCACACAGACGGUGUAGAAUCUCCGAUCGAUGUCGACAAUAGAGGAUUUUGCCUGGAUUACGUUCAACAGCCUUGCACCAACGGAUAGGGUCUUGAUGUGAUCGAAGUGU